AUGCAUGGAGGCGACGAAGGCGCGCGAGCAGCGGCGGAAGGCGUCUUGGAGGGGGGCGUCGCGCGAGCGGCGCAGGUACAGACGAUGGACGUCCUGGAGGCGGAAAGCGGCGGUGCCGUAGAGGCGGCGGUUGGGGAAGGAGCGGAGAAGGAGGAGGAGGAGGAGCAGGAGGAGGAGGAGGACAAGGGGAUCGAGGAGGGCGAGGCGGGGGGCUUCGUGGUGGUGGCGCCGGAUAGCGAGCCGAAGCAGAGAGACCAAGGGGAAAACGUCGACAACGACAACGCAUCGACAAACGGGAUCAGCAACAACGUCAUGGUCAUCGUUUUUUGCGCCCUGGCGUUCGUAGCGAACGGAGGCUUUCUCGUGUACGUCUUCUGGGUUGCUGUAAAGGCGCUUGGGAUCAGCGAGGCCAUGGCAACAUUGGACUCUGAUGAGCUCGACUUCGUACGUCGCCAGUUCAAAGACGGGGAUGUGAAAAGCGACGGCCGAAUAAACGUGGCUAAACUGAUGGCCUGCUUGAAACAGAUGGAUUUCAUCUUGGAAGGGUCACCGAAAGACUUGAUCCGGUCGGUGGUGCCCGCGGCGAUGGAUGUGGACAGACUCAGCCUGAACGAUGCCAUUAAGGUGGCCACUGCGGCAAAGACUCAGGAACAGGGAUCAGCACCACCGCAGAGGCCGGGUAUUGGGCGUGAGGGUUCUCUGGCCGAGCUGGAGAGCUCGUUCAACAAGCGGAUUAUGCUGGGAGAGAUCACGGCGGACGCGAUCGAGGAGGAGCCGCGAGUCCCCUCGGUGGGGUUGGCCCGAGAGGACUCUCUGGCGCAGCUAGAAUCAUCCUUCCACAAGCAGAUAAAUUCCGGCAAUAUUCCGGCGGCAAUCGUGGAGGGGCCCGCCGGGAUCGAGAGCGCCCCCCCCCCCGCCGUGGCGGCUGUGGGGCUAGCCGUCCCGGUUCGGAGGCGUUCCAUCGCCGGAAAUCACCCCGUUCCGUCCUCGCCUAGCACCACGGCACCAUGGCCGACUUCUAGGGGGUCUUCUUUUUCGUCCGCCCACGGGCAAGGACAAGAGCCGGAAGUGGUAGUGGACAAGUUCCCCAAGAGGCGCAUGUCCGUGGCGAGCUCGGGCAGCGGGAGCUUGAAGGGGAUCCGCGCCGACAGCGUGCCGGGGCCGGGGGGGGGGCGCGGCGACGACGACGAUUCCACGCUGCCGGCGUCGCCGGAGAUGUUGACCAUGACUUCGGAGAUGGAGUUGCUAGAUUCUGCGGGUUCGCUCGGGGUGGAACCCGUGAUAACAAGUGCUGUGCCCAGAAGACGAUCGAUCACGGUUUCCCAGAGUUGGAAGGAAGCAGCUGCCCAGGAAUCGGUCAAGGCGUUGGAAGCCGAGAGACUCGUGGAGGCGGAAGAAGCCGAGAUCGAGCGCGAACGAGCCGAGGCCGAGGAACGAGCUGAGGCCGAAAAGGUCGUCGCCGAAUGCCUGUCCAGCCUGGCCGACAAAGUCCAGCACCGCGCCGACAUCGCGGAAGCCAGGGAGGAGGCGGAGCAACGGGCGCGCGAUGCCGCGCUCGAAGUCGAGCGCGCCGAGGCCGCGGCCGCCCGCGUGGAGGUAGAGACCGCGCUUCGGCUGGCCGUCGAGUCGCUGGAGAGGGAAGCGGCCGUGGCAUCGGCGAGGGAGGAGGCCGACCGGUUGGCUGCAGAGGCCGCCGAGGGUCGCGCCGCCGCGGAGACGAGGGCGGCGGAAGCGGCCGAGCGAGCCGAGGAGGCGCUGCGCCUGGUGGCAGCUGCGGAGGAAGACGCCAGGGCCAAGGAGGAGAGCCUCAGGGAGGCGGCCCGGGCGAAGGAGGAGGAGGAGGCGCGGAGGGAGGAGGAGCGCGGGGCGGCGAGACGCAAGGCCGAGGAGGAGGAGCGGGAGAAGGAGGGCGCGAGGCGAGCUCUCCAGGCGGAGGCCGAGGCCCUGCGGUCGAAGCUGCAGGAGGCCGGCGAGGAGGCCGCGGAGAGGGCGCAAGAGGAGGCGCAGGCGAGGGCGCGGAAGGAGGCGGAGGAAGCGAGGCUGAUGGAAGAGCAGGCUGAGAGGGAGGCCAGGCUAGCGGCCGAGGCUGAGGGUUCGGCGAAGAGGGAGGCAGAGGCCAGGGAGGCGGCCCGCCUGGAGGCCCUGGUCUGGGAGGAGAAGUUUCAGGCCCUGCAGAGGGAGAGGGAGCAGGAGGCGCAGCGGGCGAGGGAGGAGAUGGAGAGGGCGGUCGAGGAGGCGAGGGAGUUCGAGAGGUCGAAGGCGUUGGCGCUGCGCGCGGCUGAGGCAAGAGGAUGUGGAGGUUGUUGUUCCGCUGAUGUGGGCUUGGCGGUGCCGCGGUUUUUGUGGCAGGUGUUCGGGCUCCUUGGGAGCGAGGCGUGCUGCGAUAAGUAUGACGUGGUUGGCCCCAGGCCGUAGGAGGAAUGGUGAAAUGUUGUACAGAAUUCUGUCUCCCUCUUGGGUGUUUUGACUUUUGUCCUUGCAGAAUUUACGUUCUCGUCGUUGUUGUCGUUGUUGUUGUUCUUCUUGUUCUUCUUGUUCUUCUUGUUGCUGUUGUGCUUUUGUUGUUAUUGGCACUUUCGAGGUUGAUAGGUAGAUGUGUUUCAUGUACUGCUGCCGUACCGCGAGUUUUAUCCCUUGUCGAUGGUGCCGUACGAUUGCAGUGCACCUUCUCGUUGUUGUUGUGGUUGAAACCGUUCGAUUUUGAGAGGCUUGUUUACAAGCUGUUGCCGUGUGGCGAGUUUCACCCCUUGGUGGUAUCAUGUUUGCCGUUGUGGUUGUUGUUGUUGUUGCUAUUCCCCCAUUCGAGUUUGAGGUGUGUUUUUAUGUUCCGCUGCCGUGCGGUAAUGUCCGUCCCUGUUGGUGAUACCAUACUACGUUCGUUCAUGUUGAUGUUGAUGUUGUUGCCACUUUGGAAUUCGAGGGCUUGUUUAGAAGCUGCUGCCCUGUGGCGAGUUUCUCCCUGUUGGUGGCACCAUAUAAUACGUUGUUGUUGUUGUUGUUGUUGUUGCUAUUCCCCCAUUCGAGUUUGAGAGACGUGUUAAUUUGCGGCUGCCGUGCGGCGGGGUUCGUCCCUGUUGGUGAUACCGUCCUAGUGUACGUUGUCGUUGUUGUUUGUUGUUGUUGUUGUUGCCCCUUUGGAGAGGCGUGUUGAUAUACUGCUGCCGUGCGGCGAGUUUUGCCCCUGUUGGCGAUACCAUCCUAUUUAGUGUAAGUUCUCGUUGUUUUCGUUUGUUG
This is a messenger RNA of Ectocarpus siliculosus, 3234 nucleotides long. NCBI's taxonomy places the organism in Eukaryota, Phaeophyceae, Ectocarpales, Ectocarpaceae. The record is from the annotation of a GenBank genome assembly.